AUGCCUAACUACAAACACCUCUUCCCCAUCCCUCCCAGUAGUCCGCUGGAUGCCCCCAUUCAACGCUCAACUUCCACUGACAAGAUCUCCACCACAAUCCCAACAAUCGAUCUCUCCCCUUACCUCACCAAAUCCGACAGCAAUGACCCCAAAAAAGCCACCGUCAUCGCCGUGAUCCGCGAAGCCUGCCAAACAACUGGCUUCUUCCGCAUCACCCACCACGGCAUCUCCCCCCUCCUCCAGUCCGACCUCCUGAUCGCCGCAAAGCACUUCUUCGCGCUUCCGCUCGCAACCAAGCGCCGGUACAUCGAUACGAUUGCCCGGAAGGGGUACGAGGAGAUUGGCUCUCAGAUGCUGCAGCAGGGAACGAGGCCGGAUAUCAAAGAAUGCUACUUUGUCGGCGCGGAACCUGCCAUGCCAAAGGAACCGCCCUACCGACCGUUCGAGUAUCCUAAUAUCUGGCCUGACGCGUCCGUCCUCCCGGAAGUGGUCUUCAAGGAGCCGAUCUUGAAGUACCAUGGGGCUAUCUGUGAGCUUGCUCGGACUAUCAUGGAGAUUCUGGUAAAGGGGUUGGAGGAUGAUUUUCCAGGGCUGCUAUCGGAGAAAUUGCUGCAAGAUUUCUGUCGAGAGCCCUGCGCGAGCUUGAGGCUAUUGAGGUAUCCGGGGCCAUCGGCUGGUGGGGAUGGUUCGAUGGAGAAGGGCAAGGGUCAAAAUAUAUGGGUGCACAGGGGCGAGGUUGUGGCAGGGGCACAUACGGACUUUGGGGAGGGGCAGGAAGCGGAAGUUUGGGUCGAUGUUCCAUCCACGCCGGACGCUUAUGUUGUGAACAUUGGAGAUAUGUUUGAAAGAUGGACUGGGGGCCGGUAUCGGAGUACGGUCCAUCGGGUGGUGGAUGUCUGUGGGAGAGAGAGGUACUCGGUGCCGUUUUUCUAUGAUGGAAACUUGGAUUUCAUGUUUCGGCCCCUAGACAAGGAUGCCUCUUUGAAGGCGGACUGCCGUGAGGUGACGAUCAGAGCGUAUUUGAUGAAGAAGUUUGAGAAGAUCUAUCUUUGA
Molecule: messenger RNA, 1053 nt
Organism: Aspergillus brunneoviolaceus CBS 621.78
Lineage: Eukaryota; Fungi; Ascomycota; Eurotiomycetes; Eurotiales; Aspergillaceae
Product: isopenicillin N synthase family dioxygenase
Exons: 3
Coding region: 1-1053 (350 amino acids)
Molecular function (GO): dioxygenase activity
Source: RefSeq, a predicted model, not a curated record